Messenger RNA from Rubroshorea leprosula, 656 nucleotides. The record is from the annotation of a GenBank genome assembly. Lineage: Eukaryota; Viridiplantae; Streptophyta; Magnoliopsida; Malvales; Dipterocarpaceae.
AAACUCCCGUCGCCCGUCAUCCCCGCCGGUAUCACUGAAGGUGAUCAUCGCCGAUUCAGAAAAUGUCGGUUACUUUCAGUAAAGCUCUCAUCGUUUCGUUUCAAAAAGGUUUACUUGUCUACACGGCUCCCCGCUGUUUCCCCUCCCUCUUGUUUCCUUCUCUCUCCCGAGUCCCGAAAGCUUUGGGAUUUCGACCUUUUAGUAGAGCUGUUGAGCUUGAGAAUGUUUACCUUACCUGGUAUAAUUGGGAUCCUUCCUUGUUCUUCUCCCAGUUUCUUAUUUGGGAAACCAACUCACUGUUGAUUAUGAUUUUUCACAUUUGCCAACCAAAUAUCUGGACACUUUCAGCAUUUCAAAUGUCAAACAAUUGGUUCAAAUUGGUAAUGGCCAUCUCACCAUAUGAAUAUUUCAGUUUUAGCUGCUGCUUCAUCCCUAUGAUAGAGGUCACCUGGGUGGACUGACGUGACAUUACUUGGAUGUUCAUAUUUUCUGUGUUGGUUUAUAGCUCUUUUUUUAUCUGUUACUUAAAUUUUGCAUUCAUAAAAUAGAAGUAUUUCUUUCCUUUUUAUAAUCUUAACCUUCUAUAGUCAGUUCUUAUUGCAGUCUUUGCAGAUGACCUCAUGGUUCAGACCUCAUACUAAAUUAUAAUGGAGAAA